AUGACCGUGUACCUGCCUGAUCUCCUACAGCCUGACAGGAUUAAGCAGUUUGGUUCUGCAAGAAGGGAGCAUGAGGGCAGGAGACGGGAUGUGCUCUUUAAGCCUGGCAUAGGACUGGAUACCCCCAGGGCAAAUGAAGACAAAAAGACACAAGAUGUCAAGAGAGAGCCACCUAAGAGACCAAGUAUGGCUUUCCAGUCUCCUGUUCUGGAAUACAGCGCUACUCCGGGGCAGCUGGGUAACACAACGAGCACUGGGGUCAGGAACAGUGGCAUCACAGCCUUCAGCGAGAACUUUCACAAAGGCCUCUCAGGAGCUAUUGGAGAAAUGGUUCCCCCCAGACCAUCGUCACACCAUGGCAUUUCUUCCCCUGAAAUUGGAGCAUAUCCUUCUAAUAGGCACCACCGUCCCAAAGAGCAUGUUGAAAGCUACAGGGAUGCACUUAAACAACAGAUUGAAGACAGGAAGGAAAGAAGGAGACGAGAGAGGGAGGAGAAUGAAAGGUAUGAGGCUAAAGUGGAGGCAGAGAUGAAAGCCAGUGAGCCGUGGGGAAGAGGAGGUGCUGGGGCGCCACUUAGGGAUGACCGAGGAAACCUCAUCAUUUCCCCCUUCACUCAGCCCUCGCCAUACGCACGGGGAAAUGUGUUUAGGGAACUCCCAACGCCGCAGCAGCUCCGUGAGCAGAAGAAAUACAAGGAAUGUCUGAAACAGCAGAUCGAGGAGAAGAGAAGAAUGGAGGUGGAGAGGAGAAAGGAGGUGAGGCUGGAGGAAAAGGAGCAGCAAGAGGAAAGAAAGAAAAUAGAGUGCAGGCACAGGCCUAACGACGAGGCAUAUGUGUACCCAGAAUCACGUAACAGAAGAGCCAUAGCAUCACCGUAUUGGAAUGGAGAUACCCCUAGACCAGAGGAUAAGGAUUCUUCCUUACAGAAAAUAUCAAAUGAAGUUUCCUCCUUCACCCAGCCCUCACCAUACGCACGAGGAAAUGUGUUUAGGGAAUUCCUGACGUCACAACAGCUCCUUCAGCAGAAGAGAUACAGGGAAAGUCUAAAACAGCAGAUAGAGGAGAAGAGAAGGAUGGAGGUGGAGAGGAGAGAGCAGCUGAGGCUGGAGGUGGAGAAAGAGAAGAGGCUGGCUGAAGAUACAGCACACAAGCAAAGGCAGUUUGAGGAGGAGCAGGAAAAGAAAAGACGCAAGAAAAUGCAGCAAAACACAAGAAACCAGGAGUUGAUUCGUCAAGCUGAUGAGCGGCGCAGAGAGGCCGAAAAGAAGAGCAAGGAGGAAGAAGAGAAGGCAAAUGAUGCACUGAAGCAGCAGUAUGAGCAGGAAAGGCAAGCCCGGCUCGAGCAGGAAUUCAGGACACGUUCUCCACCUAUCCCCACAAUACAAAAGAGACUGGGCAUCCAGAUUUCUCCCAGACCACCUUCAGGCGACAGCCAACGAUCAGCUACAGCUUCCUCUCAAAAUUCCAGAAACCAGGAGUUGAUUCGACAAGCUGAGGAGCGCUACAGAGAGGCCGAAAAAAAGAGGAAGGAGGAAGAAGAGAACGCAAAUGUUGCACUGAAGCAGCAGUAUGAGCAGGAAAGGAAAGCCCGGCUCGAGCAGGAAUUCAGGACAUGUUCUCCACCUAUCCCCACAAUACAAAAGAGACUGGGCAUCCAGAUUUCUCCCAGAACACCUUCAGGCGACAGCCAAGGAUCAGCUACAGCUUCCUCUCAAAAUGCCAAAAAUCAGGGGUUGAUUCGGCAAGCUGACGAGCAGCGCAAAGAGGCUGAAAAAAAGAAAAAGGAGGAAGCGGAGAAGACAAACAAUGCACUGAAGCAGCAGUAUGAGCAGGAACGAAAAGCCCCGCUCAAGCAGGAAUUCAGGACACGUUCUCCACCUAUCCCCACAAUACAAAAGAGACUGGGCAUCCAGAUUUCUCCCAGACCACCUUCAGGCGACAGCCAACGAUCAGCUACAGCUUCCUCUAAGACCAGCAGAAUGUAAUCGGGAGGUUGUCGGAUCUGCGUAGGCACCUCAGAAAUGAGCAGAAGCACCUUAAAGUGCAGCUACUUCAGUCAGACAGAGAGGAUUCACAAACUCCCUUGAAAAACAGAUUACGUUGAUCUGUUGUCUCCCAUAAAGCCUCCUCCUUGUCAGAUAGAGAGAGAAGAACUUGAGGCAAGGUGACUUCUUUGAUUUACGUGCUUCUGAUUUCUGAAAUAGGAAUUAUUUUAAUACAGUUCAAUUUAAUUUGGAUAAUGCAUGGUAAGAC
Molecule: messenger RNA, 2254 nt
Organism: Clarias gariepinus (North African catfish)
Lineage: Eukaryota; Metazoa; Chordata; Actinopteri; Siluriformes; Clariidae
Product: centrosome and spindle pole associated protein 1-like
Exons: 17
Coding region: 1-1986 (661 amino acids)
Biological process (GO): positive regulation of cytokinesis
Cellular component (GO): microtubule; centrosome; spindle pole
Source: RefSeq, a predicted model, not a curated record